This is a messenger RNA of Ascochyta rabiei, 5154 nucleotides long. RefSeq lists its product as uncharacterized. The record is from RefSeq and is a predicted model, not a curated record. The coding region runs from base 1 to 5154 and encodes 1717 amino acids. Lineage: Eukaryota; Fungi; Ascomycota; Dothideomycetes; Pleosporales; Didymellaceae. The transcript has a single exon.
AUGGCUUCGAUAGACUUUGCGCGGUUGCGCAACCAGACCAUGGCCGAUGGUCUCGACAGCGAGGUUACGGUCAACACUAGGGCAUUGAUAGACAAGGUUCUAGCCCGGUAUUCAAGCGAGCAUACAACAUUACGAGAGUUAAUACAGAACGCUGCGGACGCCAAGGCCAACACCGUCACCAUCAGGCUGGAGACUGAUCCCUCAUUAAGUAUCCCGACGCCCCAAGGAGCGGAGGACCCUGUACUGCUCAGACACAUCAUUCAGAACCAUACAUUGAAGCGAUUGGUAGUCACCAACAAUGGUCAAGCCUUUACCACCGCAGACUGGAGCCGACUAAAGAGCAUCGCGGAUGGUAACCCUGACGAGACUAAGAUUGGCGCGUUCGGUGUGGGCUUUUACAGCGUCUUCGCCGAUUGUGACGAGCCUUUUGUAGUAUCUGGAGAUAAGACUAUGGCGUUCUAUUGGAAAGGCAACACGCUUUCUACCAAGAUAGCAUCUGUUCCGGCGGGUCACGACACGACGAUGACCAUCUUCUCUCUAGACUAUCGGCAAGCGAAUCCGGCAUCGCCUUCCUACAGCCCCUCGAAGCUGCCCAAUUUACCAGAUCUAUGUCAAUUCCUCGCAACUAGUCUGACAUUUGUUGGGCUCGAGAGCAUUGAGCUGCACGUGGAUGACUACGUGGUUGCAUCUUUCUCGAAGAAGAUCUCACCCCCGGAGGACAUCCGAGUACCGCAAGGCCUCAGGACAGAGACGGAGGGUGGUCUCAUGCGUGUCACACAUGUCACCCGACAGCAUUCUCAGAUAGAUGCGGAGUGGCUCAAUGUGAUGGCUUCGGCGCAGCUGCCCCCAAAACGCGCUGCCGAUCUAGUGCAGCAAGAAGUCCGCAAUGCGGGAACUACCUUGAGGAGCUUCUUCUCAAAGUUCUCUGCUCCAGCCCCACCACCCAUUGUGAAAGCUGCGAAACCAAUACCGACAGAGAAACUCGGCUCGGACCAGGCUGUUGCAGGCGAGUCAAAGGGCACGAUUUUUUUGCAAGUGUACACCGUAGAGGCUUCUACAAAGGUGUCGCAAAAAUUUGCUGCCGAGAUCGAACGGGCCACGAAGAAGUCACCACCAAAGUCAACGAAGAUCGCUCUGUUGACUUCGCCUUAUCAAGACCCAUCAGCUAUGCUCUCGACCGGCUCCGGAAGCACCGCAGAAUUGUCCGCGAAGAUAUUUGCGGAAGUACUACCUACAAAAUCCGGUCGCAUCUUUAUUGGAUUUCCAACGGCUCAGACCACAGGUUACCUUGCCCACAUCUCAGCUCCCUCACUCAUUCCUACAGUCGAGAGAGAAAAUGUUGAUAUGAACGCACGAUACAUAUCCACCUGGAACAUUGAACUCUUGCGCGUAGCUGGCUUAGCGUGCCGCAUAUCUUACUUGUCUGAGAUGGCUGAGAUUCAAGCCCGCGUCAAGGCGGAAUCCGUGGAUGCCCUGGUGCCAAGAGCUAUAUACACCUUGCAGCAAUUCACAGCGAAUGCUUCCCAUCCAUCGACAGCGCUGGGUGAGAAGAUUGAUGAAGCCUUCUGGAGCUGCUCGAAAGAACGCUCGAUUGCCAUUCUUUCCACCAAGGGCGUUAUGGCUAGUAGGAACGUACGCAUGCCUGCAGAGACGCUGAGCUUUCUUGGCGAAGUUCCUAUGGUACCUCAGCAGCUCGCUACUGAAGCUGUUACAUUUAUGCUCAGCUUGCAUAGGCGCGGGUUCAUUACUGAACUCACAAUGCAAGAUAUUCGCCACGGGCUAGAAUCCCGUGCGCUCAAUGAAGAGGAACUAGGCGAGUUUCUACGGUGGUGUGGCGCGAAACUCGAGAAUGGCGAAAUCGACAUCCCUGGAUCGCGCAGCUUGUUCGAGAACACCGUGGCAAACAUCGACGUUCAACCAGACAAAAACUCGGGCAGAAUUCUUGCUCUUGGGGAUAUUAGCACAUACGUGAACCCGGCCAGGAUCACACCAACGUUGCCGUUGCCAGCUGAUACCAUACCAUUCGUCUUCACGAAGAAUAUGACAGCCAAGCAGCUGCAAAUGUUUGGCUGGAUUGAGCUGUCGAUGGUACGUUGGCUUCGGCACCUCACAACACCGCCGCAGCUGACAGACUUCACUACUUCCGACACACUAGCGUUAUCAGUACUCAGCCUGGCAUCGAAGUGCUGGGAACAGCUUGACGGCACCUCAAAGGAAACAGUUGUGAAGAUCCUCACUCCACAUGCCAUCAUGCCCACCAAAGUUGGCCUACGACGGCCACAGGAAUCUUACUUUCCCACUGUAAAGUUGUUCGACGACCUGCCUACAGUGAAGCCUUUCGCUGGGUCGAAAGAGAAGUUCCUACAAGCUCUUGGUGUUCGGAAGACCAUUGAUCUACCUAUGGUGUUUGACAGAAUGCGAAACAACGAAGCUGCUUCUGGUUCCGAGAAAUCAUCUUGGAAUCACGUUGAUUUGAUCAAAUACUUUGCGUCGGUUAUUGACGAGAUACCAAAGAAAGACCUGGAUCGACUGCGAGAAACGCCGUUCUUGCCCGGGGAAGGGAAAUUGGUCAAAACGGGGCAGGUGUUUAAAGCUUCAGAGCUUUAUGCCCCGGAUCAAGCUAUGUUAUUGCUUGGUUUGACACAGGCCAAGCUGCCAUUCGAAUUCAAAUCCAGUUCACGCGAAGGUGCGCUUCUUCUCCGCCUCGGUUUGAGGCAAUGGCCUGACUCUGCCACCAUUGCGAACGUUCUCCACCGCGCCGGUCAAGCUAGCGAUCAACAACUGUAUCUGCAGACUUUGGACUACUUCUUGCAGAACUACUACAAGAACAACUACGGUGCAGAAGUGGCCAAGUUCGCGGCUCUCACUCUUCCAAUCCUGCCGACAGAGCAAGCACCCUUUCCGAACCUCGUUGCACCCUUCCAAUGCUACAUGAACGAGAACUCAGCAUGCUUGGGCUUUGCCAUUCUAAGAUCUGACCUUCGUCCACAUGCCGAGAAGCUUGGAGUCAAACGAGACCCGGCAAUUGCACCUUGCGUUCAGCAAUUACUCAAGGCGCCACCAAAGAGCAAAAUCGAGGCAGAGAUGCAGUUUGCAUACUUUGCCAGCAGAGGAGCUGAGUUGGAUCAAUCUCGUGGACAUUUGAACAGCCUGUCGACUGCCAACAUUGUACCCAUUUUUCGGAGCUACUACCUUGAUCCAGGCUGCAGUGGCUUUGAGGACAGUUCAAAGCGACAGACGGGCAAGACCGAGAUGCGAAUCCACCACUAUAACCCCCCGGAGCACGUGUUCGUUGGUCGUGAUCAAGAGUAUCGAGGUAUUCUUGAUUACGUCCAUUACGGCGCGGAGGCUACAGCAUUCCUGUUGAAAAUCGGAGCGAAGCACGAGCCUAGCAUUCGCGACCUAGCAGAGCUUCUUACAUUCAAACCAGGUCGCUUUCUUAACACUAUCGGCCAAGAGAAAUACCUUGACUUGCUUCGAAAGCUGGCUGAGCAUGCACCUACUCUGUGGAAAGACAAGGCGCUUGUCGAGAAGCUGGUGGCAUCAAGAAUACUGCUGGGGUAUAGAGAUAUCAAGGAAGAUUCUAAGAAAGAGGAACCGGCAGAGGAUGAUUUGGAUGACUUUGAUGAGCCAGGCGUGCAUCGCGAGUGGUCGCUGAAUAGCGCCAAAGAGAUUGUCAUCAUCGACGAUGUCAACCAUCUGUACAGAUUCCGCGAUUAUAUCAUCGCCGCUCCACAAGAAGAAGUACUGGAGGAGUUCUACUUGCGCUUCGGUGCGCCCAAGGUAUCGGACCUUGUCAAGACCAACCAAACUAUCGGUGCAGUAGCUCGCGACCAGAGUCCUGCCAUUGGUCUGCGCAAGGAUAUCUUGGAGCGUGCUCGGCUAUUUCUUCACGAGUAUGAGCGUGAUGGCUCAUCGAAGGCCAUCCGGCACGAUGCAAAGUGGCUUGCAUCCAAUUUGACCGUACACUGCGUGUCAGACAUCUCUAUACGUUACUCACUCGCAGACCGCAACGUUGCAACCUCGUCUAAGAAGACAGCAAUCAUCCUCAAGAUGCGGGCUGCUGGAUAUGUGUUAAGCAUCACGCCGAAGUAUGACUUGUAUGAGGUCUCGAAAGAACUUGUCAGGCUCUUGGUUCUGCGACCGAAACAGAACGACACAAUCGCUUUGGAGCGUAUCCUUACAGAGCCAUUGCGAAGGCUGCAACAAAAGGGUAUCAAUGUCGAGCGUAUCCUUCGCCGAAAAGAACACGAGGCCCGCAUUGCAAAGCAGCAAGAAGUAGAGCAGGAGCAGGAAGAUCGUCAGCGUGCGGCGGAGCAAGCGAAAUCUGCUGUUGCCAAGACAGGAGACACUGAGAAUAUCCCGCCACCCUCGACUCCUGAGAGAUCUAACAACAUGCCUGGUGCAUUCGGUAACAGUCCAGAUACCUCGAUGGAGAUUGCUAACAAUAACCGUCAAUCGAUGGACAAUGGUCUGAUCAACAACUGGGCGAAGAAGCUUGGCUUCAAGAAUGCGCCGGCGCCUGAGACCAAGGGCACCGACGGGCCUCAGAUCAGUCGCGAUAUUCAGGCGACAAAAUCAAACAUCCAGAAUGCGAUCAAGGAGUGCAGGCCAGCUGGCCAACAGAAUAUCAAUACCAAGCAUCACCAAGAUCCAACAGAACUCGACAGAGGCGGUUACUGCAAUGGUGAGCAGUGGGAAAACCUCCACAAGGCAUUUUCUGUUCCGUUCAAUGGCAGACACGUCGACAUAUACUACGGCCGCGACGAAGCUGCGCCACCUGCAGAAUUGCAGUCACAGCUGAAUAGCUUCCUUCCUCUCAUCUUUGGGUUGACUGGCAUAUUCCAGGUCAACCCCGCAGCUGUCAAUAUCUUUCUCGACAAGAAAUCCAAUACCGUCGCUUUCAACCUGAACGGCAGUCUAUUCUUCAACCUGGCGUGGUUCAUGGCGCUGCAUGCGCCAAACUUUGGUGACCGGGAGGGUCGAUUGCGAGCCCUGGACAGCUGGUUUUUCACCUAUUGUCACGAGCUGGCACACAACCUGGUGGCGGACCAUAACGCGAGGCACAAUUGGUACAAUCAGCAGAUUGCUAUCGAGUACAGCCAGCAGUACCGUGCAGCAUUGGACAGUUUUACGAAGAACCUCUUGAUUUGA